GUUUAUUGACUGGGGGAUCUCUCCCUACUUUCAUUCGUGGUGCGCAGAUUGAAACCAAAGAACAAAGGGUUAUGUCGUGAUCGCUGUCAAUUUAUCACACAUUUUAUUAUUUUUGUGAAAUGUUGGAGAUUGUGUUUAAUGUGAUGUGACACAGUGGUUUCGUGUUUGAGUUUUCGCAAAGUCACAUCGAGAAUUAGUGCGUUGAGUGAUCGGGAAAAUGUUUGAAAGCUUGGUCAAGUAUGUGCCAUUUUUGAAGAAAGCCAGUGCUUCUAAACAUAAACAAGCCCAGACCUAUGACAAAUUUGAAUCCCUCGUGUACGCCUGCGAGUAUUUACUUUUAUGGCAAGAUCCCUAUGAGACGAAACUGGUUCUGCUGGGCAUUAACCUCAGCUUCUGGUAUUUAACCCUAAUCCACACAACAUGGAGAUUCUAUGGCCUUGUUUUCACUGUGAUUCUGGGACUGUAUUUAGGGCAUGUGUGCAAGCACAGAAUAUGGCCAGAAAUCAAGGUUCCUGAUCCGAAUGAUUCCUCACCAGAUUCCGAGGCUUGGACACGCUUAGAUUCCAACUCUGAAAAUGUUGAGGAAAUCAUGCACAUUUUGGAAGAGGCACCUUCCCUCAUGAAGGAUUACUGUGUUCGUUUGAAGAAUCUACGCAGAUCACAUCCUGGAUUGUUCUGCUUGGUAUUGUGUUCAUCCUUUGCGGUAUUAUCUUUUCUUGGUCAAAAUAUCGCUGGCUUGACCUUGCUAUAUUUUCUCAUCAUGCUAGCGUUCGUUCCUGGUUUUUGUCUUCUGUAUCUUCCUCCUCACAUGACAGCAAAUGCUAUCAGUUUUGUCAAAUCAUUUUUGAAAGGAAGCGGUGGAGAAAACGAUAUCGAUGAAUUUAUUCCUCAAAUCUCUGAAGCAGACCAAACUGUCCUCAACAAAGCGUCCAUCAAUGCAGAGAAGAGCAGCCGCAGCCUGCUCUCCUCAUUAGUGGGCUCAGGGUUGAGUGAGCAGGCGUUUCUGCCUGAAAGCAGCUCGAUGCCAAGCUACGACGAAUCCAGCAUGGACUGUCUGGACUCACUGACCGGCUCUGAGUUUGAACUUUCCGCUGCAGAACGUGCUCGAUUAAUCAAUCAACUGAAAGAUCCAGGUGACUCAAGUGAUGAUGAAAGUAUUCUCCUCAAAAAUUCUCAGUUUUCUGGGGACAUUUCCUCUGAUUCAGAGGAAGAAAAACAAUUCUGUCGAGAUCUAUUUUUUUCUGAGCCUGUCAGCUCAAAAUCCUCCGCAAAUCCAUUAGAGAACAUGUUCUCUAGUGUCAUAGGCUCAGCAGCUCAUAAUCUAAGUGUUCUCAGUAGCAGUAUUAUUUCAAAUACAUUCAGUCCCAAAGGUUCAAAUUACACUCAGUUAGUACCAGAAAAAAAAUCAAGACAUUUGUCAUCGUCUGAUGAAGAUUUUGAGAUCAUCGAUGAGGAUGAUGUCUCAUAGAAGUCAGUUUUUCAAUCCAAUAUUUCCUUUUUUUAAAUCUUAAUCUCAUUCAAAACCACCCUAAGUCAGCUAUUAUGAAGAUGCGUUGUCUAUUUUUUUAAUUCCUUCUGUUACAGACUAUAUUUUGUCAAAGAUUUAUUUAUUUUACUUUGUUGAUCUACAUAUGGACGGAGUUAAACAGAAAGGAACCAAGCCACAUCGGAAA
Bemisia tabaci is the source of this 1673-nucleotide messenger RNA. RefSeq lists its product as uncharacterized. NCBI's taxonomy places the organism in Eukaryota, Metazoa, Arthropoda, Insecta, Hemiptera, Aleyrodidae. The record is from RefSeq and is a predicted model, not a curated record. Gene Ontology annotation, biological process: reticulophagy.